GGAAGUUCACGUACACCGUGAGAGGGCAAGAAAGGACGAGCGGUGCGGGGAGGAAGAGCGAAACGGAGAAACUGAGGGCAGUAUGCUGUUCCACGGCGGCGGCGGCGGCGGCGUCGGCGGCGUUGGUAGAGGUGCGGCGGCGGCAUGCCGGAUUCUGGUGCGGUGUUUCUCUCGGAAGCGCAGCCCGGAUCUUCGGAGGAUAAACCCCAAGGUGCCCAGGGAGGAGGCCAAGACCAUCUCUAAAGGCCUCUACGAUAUCCUCAAGGACCAUGGCCCCCUCACUGUCUCCAACACUUGGGACUACGCGAAGGAAGCUGGCAUUGAUGGCCUGAAUAGCAAAACCCAUAUGAAGAUCUUGCUAAAAUGGAUGACAGGACGAAAGGUGCUCAAACUGUCAUGUAAUCACAUUGGUUCAGCCAAAAAGUUCCAUUAUUCAAUUCUGCCUGAGGAACUGCGGUCUGCUGAACAAAUAAGUUCUCCGUUGCCGGUAUCUGAGAGCACAAAGCCUUCGAUGCAGGGAAAAAAGCUGGCUAAAAAGGCCAACCGAAAAUCAAGGUGAAGCUUUAUGCUGAGUGCUACUAGUUUGGAUGGUCAACUAUUACUAGCUUUCAUUUUGUAUUGGUAUCUCACAACCAGGAAAAACCUAAGUUCUUGUUUGUGAUGUGUGUGGUAAUUCUUAUGUCAACUGACAAUAUAUUGUUUGUCAUGGUUGCCCUUUAAAUAUUAACUGCGAGGCUAUUUUAAUGAUAGAAUGAAAUCCAUUUAAUCUUUUUAUGAA
Phoenix dactylifera (date palm) is the source of this 778-nucleotide messenger RNA. RefSeq names its product tumor necrosis factor receptor family protein. NCBI's taxonomy places the organism in Eukaryota, Viridiplantae, Streptophyta, Magnoliopsida, Arecales, Arecaceae. The record is from RefSeq and is a predicted model, not a curated record.